This is a messenger RNA of Petromyzon marinus (sea lamprey), 6011 nucleotides long. RefSeq lists its product as uncharacterized. NCBI's taxonomy places the organism in Eukaryota, Metazoa, Chordata, Hyperoartia, Petromyzontiformes, Petromyzontidae. Gene Ontology annotation, biological process: DNA replication; DNA topological change; chromosome segregation. Gene Ontology annotation, cellular component: nucleolus; chromosome. The record is from RefSeq and is a predicted model, not a curated record. Gene Ontology annotation, molecular function: DNA binding; DNA topoisomerase type I (single strand cut, ATP-independent) activity.
CCCCGCGCCCCCUCCUCCAGCCCCGGCUCGGGCAUGCGCAGUGCCGUCGCCUCGCCCCCAAGUCAUUGUCGGUGACAGGCUGAGCUGGGAUAUGAGUGCUCUCUUCUUCCCCGACAUUCCGGCCAAGUCCUUGUCCAAGUCGGCCGCCGCUGGCCACAGGGACUCCCACAAGAGUCACAACCACGCAUCGAAUAAGCACAGGGAUGUGGACAAAUACAAGCACAAGGCCGAGCAUAAGUCUGAACAAAAGACUGACAGUAAGCCUGACAGUAAAGUUGACCGUAAGACUGACCACAGGUCUGACCACAAAUCUGACCACAAAUCUGACCACAAGUCUGAUCACAAGGCUGAUCACAAGUCUGACCACAAGUCUGAACACCGGUCUGAGCACCGGUCCGAGCACAAAUCUAAACACAAAGACAAGGACAGAGAGAAAGAGCGCGAUAAGGAGCACAAGUCCAAGCAUGGUGGUGGUUCGAUGGGUUCCAAGGAGCACAAGGAAACCUCCCAUACCAAGCAUAAGGAACAUUUGGACAAAGAAAGACAGAAGGACAAGGAAUUGGACAAAAUCAAAAAGGAAAAGCCUUUUGUAAAUGAUGUGAAGAUAAAGAAGGAAAAUGGCUUCAGUUCCCCAGUCAUUAAGCUGGAGGAGGAUGAUGGCUAUGGGUUUGGAGCCGCUGUGACCGCGCCAGCACGUGCCAAGCAGGAAGCCCGUGCUCGUGAAGAUCGCAUCAAGAAGGAGUCAAAACCGGAGAAGCGCUUUCGGGCCGACUCCGAUGAUGAUGAGCCGCUGUACAAAAAGCUCCAUAUGGUUAAGCAGAUCAAAACUGAGAAAACGGUUGACAGAAAAUCCACAAAGAGGCCACAUGACAGCCAGAGAAAGUCAACAAAGAGAGAAAAGGAUGACAUUCCAAGCAAGAGAAAGAAGAAGGAUGAACCGGAAGAGAAAUGGAAGUGGUGGGAGGAGGAGCGCUACACGGAUGGCGUCCGAUGGAAGUUCCUGGAGCACCAGGGCCCCGUGUUUGCGCCGCCUUACGAACCGCUCCCAGACGAUGUGCACUUCUACUACAAUGGCAAGCCAAUGAGACUGAGCGAGAAGGCGGAAGAGGUGGCUACCUUCUACGCCAAGAUGCUGGACCACGAGUACACGAGCAAGGAUAUCUUUCGGAAGAACUUUUUCAAGGACUGGCGGAAGGAAAUGACGUCGGAGGAGAGGAGCGUUAUCACCGACCUGUCAAAGUGCAACUUCAACGAGAUUGAUGAAUACUUCAAGGUCAAAACGGAGGAGCGCAAGAACAUGACCAAGGAUGAGAAACAGAUGCUCAAGGAAAAGAACGAGAAAAUGACGCAGGAUUUCGGCUUCUGCCUCAUGGACUCGCACAAGGAGCGAAUCGGCAACUUCAGGAUCGAACCUCCGGGCCUUUUCCGUGGUCGAGGGGACCACCCGAAGCAGGGCAUGCUGAAGAGGCGUGUGUUGCCUCAAGACGUGAUCAUCAACUGCAGCAAGGACUCCAAAAUCCCAGUGCCGCCACCGGGCCACAAGUGGAAGGAGGUACGACACGACAACAAGGUGACGUGGCUCGCCUCCUGGACCGAGAACGUGCAGGGCCAGGUCAAGUACGUCAUGCUCAACGCCACCUCUCGCAUCAAGGGGGAGAAGGACUGGCAGAAGUACGAGGUGGCUCGUAAGUUGAAGACUUGCGUGGAGAAGAUCCGGGCCCAGUACCGCGAUGACUGGAAGUCAAAGGAGAUGCGAAUUCGCCAGCGGGCCGUCGCACUUUACUUCAUUGACAAGUUGGCGCUGAGAGCAGGUAACGAGAAGGAGGAGGGCGAGACGGCGGACACGGUGGGCUGCUGCUCGCUGCGCGUGGAGCACAUCAAGCUGCACGAGAAGAUGGACGGCCAGGAGUACGUGGUGGAGUUCGACUUCCCCGGCAAGGACUCGAUCCGCUACUACAAUAAGGUCCCCGUCGAGAAGAGGGUUUUCAAGAACCUGCAGCUCUUCAUGGAGAAUAAGCAGGGUGGAGAUGAUCUCUUCGACCGUCUUAAUACGUCAAUCCUGAAUAAGCACCUUCAGGAGCUGAUGGAUGGACUGACUGCCAAGGUUUUCCGAACCUACAACGCCUCCAUCACCCUGCAAUGGCAGCUGAAGGAGCUCACGAGCACGGAUGAGAGUGUCCCUGCCAAGAUCCUGUCCUACAACCGGGCGAACCGCGCGGUGGCCAUCCUGUGCAACCAUCAGCGUGCCGCGCCCAAAACAUUUGAGAAGUCCAUGGCCAACCUGCAGGGCAAGAUCGACGGCAAGCGGGAGCAGCUGGCUCUCGCCAAACGUGAGCUCAAGUCGGCCAAGACUGACUUGAAGGUCCGCAAAGACAUCAAAAGCAAGAAGGUUGUCGAGACCCGCAAAAAGGCAGUUGAGCGCAUGGAGGAGCAGCUCAUGAAGCUGGAGGUGACUGCUACUGACAAGGAGGAGAACAAGCAGAUCGCACUUGGCACCUCCAAACUCAACUACCUGGAUCCUCGCAUCUCCGUCGCAUGGUGCAAGAAGUUUGGUGUGCCCCUGGAGAAGAUUUACAACAAGACUCAGCGAGAGAAAUUUGCCUGGGCCGUUGACAUGGCCGAAAAAGAUUUUGAGUUUUAGACAAGACAUGGAUUUUAUGAAAUGACAGCGGUUUUAUUGAUCGCACCGAUCCGUUUUAAACCUUGAGCUUUUUAUAUAUAUACACCCUGCUUCGUCUGGAGAUGAAUACUGCUCAACCCAUAAUUGUACUUUUGCCACAACCAAUUUUAUGGGCUUGAGUGGUGUUUUUAUAGAUGUCACCUAGCCAAAUUUAAAGACUCAAAAUAGUCUGAAGUUAAUGACUUUAAGAACAGCCACACACGUUAAUUGCAUUAACCUGUGUGACUUUUUAAAAGUCGCAUAAAUGAAUUACAUUGUUUUUAAUUUAGCACUGUUAGGAUAAGCUUUUGUUGCUUUUGAAAACAAAGUUGGAUAAACAUUGGCAUUAAAAACCUAAUAGUCAUUUAAUUUUAAAAAACAUUAAAUAAUUGAAAUUCAUUUUUAACAUUCACUAUAAAUGAAAAUCCACGGUAAGUAAUUUUUAAAGCAUGAUUUCAUUAAAUAACCCUCUUAGCGAUGUGUUAGUGCUAUUUAAGUUUUUUUUUUCCAGACUGUGAGCCCUACGCGAGUUUAUGGAAUAUUAAAUGUUUUAUAGUUUGCCGAAUAUUGUACAGUUAAACCUCGAUUGUCCAUAAACUGGGUCUGGGGGUUUGUUUGGAUUGUGAACUUUCUUUGCAAAUACAGCUUGUUAAACACUUUCAAGGAUUUUGAAAACAUUUUUUUCCUGUUUCUUUUCAAAUCAAUUGUGUGGUGAGACAGUACUCUACAGUGUAGGAUCAUUUUGUUCAAUCCACUUGAUACCGAACAUGAACCGCCAUUUUGGAGAGCACCAGUUUCUGCAUGGAUGUUCUCCUAAGACGUAUUAAGUACACCUGGCAGACGGACAAUACUUGGAGCACCAGAGGAGCAUCUUGUCUUGUGUUCACGAGAUGUACAACAAGCUUAAAGCCCCCCCCCCCCCCCACUGUGUAUAGGCGCGACAGAAAUCUGCCUUACUUCACUUGGAAAUUAUGCCUGCCGAUUGCCGACUUGAAGCACAGGUGGCUGGUCUGGCUUUGCCUGGUGCUUGUUGAAUAUAAAAAAGGCAGGUGUGGCCACAAUGGUUUGGCGAGGAGCUUGCUACGUGUUGCUAUGGUGCUGGUUUUGCGAGCCGAAGUGUGCGUUUUGUGUGUUUGCCCAUUUUGGCCAACCCAGCCGCAGCUAAAUUGAGCAAACUUGGGUUUGGGGAGAUCAUACACACAAUUAAUUAAUGUUGAACAUAAAACCUCCCUAGCUCUGUAAAUAUUGCUGCAGGAUCGAAACAACGGUACACAGAGACUGUCCUUUAGAGCUCAAGGAAGACAUUAAUGGUAAUAGUGUGUUUUUAAAAUUGUGUUCCACAAGAUGAAAGUGCUAUCGUGCUAUACACAUGAAUGUUGGUCUCGUGGGGGGUCUAUACAUUGGGCCUUUAUCAAUGAGUGUUGUCACUCCGGCUGAAGCUACAUUAGCAUCGCUUAAGAAUUUGCUGUACCGUUUUCUCAUUUUACAAUUUUAUAAAGUUUACGGUGGUCGCCAUGUGCGUAAAAAUAUGAAAUGUGGUGAAUUUGACUGAUGCCCGGUGUUCACAACAGGCGGGGUUGGGUCACCGUAUACAUAUAUAAACAUCACUGCUAAGAUUAUUUUACUGUCAUUUUGCUUUGAAUAAAAAAGCCAGUGUGAGCGAGUCAUGCGUAUGGCGUUGGUCGCAUGAAACCACAAUCUCAAGUAUGGUUUUGGCGUGCGAUAAAAAAAUCAUUCUUGAGGUCCAAAAACAACCUACUUUACUCUCACGAACCAUUUUAAAAUACACGCCACUUAAGAGUGGUGUUAUGUUAUUUUCGGUGGGGGGGGGUUUCUCAUUGCUAUUUUUUGUGAUGCUCCCCCACCCCCCGAUUGACAAGGUGCAGUUUUGUGGCAAUCUGUCGCUGGUCGCAGAAAGCGUUUUUUUCUACAUUUGCCUUUUGGGGGUUGAGAGAGUUCUUGCGGGUUUCAUCUGCUGGGCCUCUUGGUCACUCGCAACGGUCGCAAAUUUUGAUCUCAAGUUGGACAAAUUCGGGGUGGAUACAAGACUGGCUGUCGCUGCAAAAUUGCACGGGGGGGGGGCGGGGGCAAUUUUUUCGAUUUGUUUUAGUCUGGAUUAAUAACCUUCAGGUAUUCAUGCGUGUGGACCCCCGCUUGCUCGUGUCUCUGGGAUGUGCGUGUGCUUGCCUAUGAAGAAACGAUGCCUUGUGUUCGCAAAAGAUGCACGUUUUGGAUGUGGGAAAUAAUAUCCCCUUUUAUUUAUGAGAUCGAAUGAAGGUGGGCGAAAUCGUCGGUGGCUGUGUUUUUCAUUGCUCAUCUGUUUAAUGAGUGCGUGGUUGCUCGUCCUCUCAUGUACCCCACCUAACAGAGGUCUUGCUGUCCUGGGACGUGGCUGGAUUUUUUUGUAGUCCCUAUUUGCUGUCUUACGUUUUUGAACCAUAGAGGAGUUUCGUGCCAGUCCCUUUUAUUUUCCUGUACUUCUAAGAACAGCCCCCCCCCCUUAGCUUGUGUGCCUGAAUGAUUGCAAUGGCUCUGCACGAUUGAACGGUGAUGCGGUGUGGUUGUGAUUUUAUACAGCUAGAGGUUUAAUACGAUAUGACGAUAAUGCCGCGAGAGUUUGGUCAACUUAUUUUUGUUUGACGGGGGGGGGGGGGGGGGGGGGGUCGAGUAGACGGGUCGACACAUGGACGGGACUGAGCCAAUUUGGCCAACUUUUAUUUUUUUACAACCGGCUACACAGCUCAUGAAUUGGCCAUAUUGGCGCGCCAUUGGAAGUAGUGCGAGCUGCUUUGGUUUCAUUUACACGCCCCGAGCCCCUUUGCGACACGAAACCGACUUUGUCCGAUCGCUGUGGGCCAUUGUUAAUCCACAGCCGUCAGUCAUGCUUGCCGUCGUUAUGUAUGUAGCUAUGCAGCUCAUACGUCAAGCGUUGUGUGCGAGUGCCACGUGCUGCCGGCGAUUAUUCUGAAAACGUCUUAACGUCAAUAAUCACUGCGUGUUUCACCACUUGCAUUUUUUAAGCCCCCCAUACACCCCCCCGCAUGGACUUGUAUGCAAACACGUUGCGCGCCAGGGUGCCCACACAGCUUUGACUUGACACUGGACCAAUGUUAGUGAGAACAUUGUUAAUUCCAAAAGUUGGCCCCUCUGUGCAGCGCGUUUUGACCGAGCUGUAACGAUGGGCACGUUGCGGCUGGAUGAGUGUGGGAUGGGUGGGGAGAGCGCCUCUGUUCACAGAGUGUGGUUUAAAGUGUGUUCCAAUAGAUGCUACCGAGAGGGGCACAGGCUAAUUAAAUACUGUAUACUCUAUAGGUGAUGCGCGCAUUUUUAAUAAAUAAGUACUGUGAUCAAA